This is a messenger RNA of Aspergillus steynii IBT 23096, 4284 nucleotides long. Its product is annotated as SKI complex RNA helicase subunit SKI2. Gene Ontology annotation, cellular component: Ski complex. Lineage: Eukaryota; Fungi; Ascomycota; Eurotiomycetes; Eurotiales; Aspergillaceae. The record is from RefSeq and is a predicted model, not a curated record. The coding region runs from base 204 to 4082 and encodes 1292 amino acids. The transcript has 6 exons. Gene Ontology annotation, biological process: nuclear-transcribed mRNA catabolic process, 3'-5' exonucleolytic nonsense-mediated decay. Gene Ontology annotation, molecular function: RNA binding; RNA helicase activity; ATP binding.
CUGUGAAUGUUGGCGAGCUAUUGCCAUCCAGCCACCCCCUAUUCAACCAUUCACAUCCUCCCUAUUGAAUACUGUACAAGGCUGCAGUUCUAGUCAAUCUGUACGAAUCUUCAUGUUUCAGUAGCCUGUUAUCAAAGUGCUGUGUCUCGGUCUCUUGACAGAUACAUUCAUUGGACAUAGCUUGCUCAUUGCCAUCUUCUGAGAUGGCAGAAGGACUUGCCUCAACUCUUGCGGAGUUGAAUUUGAAUACGCAGCGGCUGAGUGGAGCGGCGUUUGAUGCGCGACUUCUUGAAGAAGAGAACGGCUCAUAUCAGAAUCGCGGACCGCGACAAAAGACACGCCAGGAUGCUGCAGAUCUCAAAGCCGAACUAGAGAACGAAUUCCUAGCCCCGUCAUCCCAAUUUAGUCCAGAAUGGCUGAAUCGUCUGCAAAGGAGAUGGGAUGUGUCCACAGACUAUACAGACCUUUUUGAGGUCGCUGGCACUCAAACGCGGACCAUUGUCCGCUUCGACCGCGAAGGAUUGGAAGGACGGGUUACGGGCUAUCAUGAGGUGACUGUCCCUGCCAGCAGCGCGAAUGCGAAGAAUUCGACAUCUCUCCUUCGUCGACCCGCUGGGCGCGCGGACUUUGUCAGAGGUGCAGCCGGUUUCUUCCCAUUCGCUCCGGGUGGCUUGGAUGGCGUGGAGGCAAUUGCCGAAAUGGAAUCCGAAACCCAAACGGCAGGACAAUCUCGAAGUGGUGGUAAACAAACCGGUCUUGAUCGCAUCAUCAACUUUGGGGGCGAAGACGGUCUAUUAGAAAUAGCCCCGGGCUUUACCAGGGGACUGAAAUUCGAUCAGGCCAAGUCCAAAGAAUCUGCAGAGGCUGACCAGGAGGUUGAAGAUACUCUUCAACAGGAGGAAACCGACCUUCAUGUUGAUCAAGAUGAGACGGCCUCAGACGUUGGAGGGGUGAAGGUUGAGGAUGAAGGGGAGCUAAGCGGGGAAGAAGAGGAUAUCGAUGCUCUUCUCCCUGUCGAGUUCCCGGCUUUGGAACCCCAUGCACCGCUCUUUGCAGGAACCCAGAAGAAAGGCGGCAAAGAAUGGGCUCAUGUUGUCGAUGUUAACAAGGAAAUCACCAAUUUCAAUGAGCUCGUCCCAGACAUGGCUAGAGAAUGGCCAUUCGAACUGGACACUUUCCAGAAAGAAGCUGUCUAUCAUCUCGAAGGAGGUGACUCUGUGUUCGUCGCAGCGCAUACGUCGGCUGGAAAAACUGUUGUCGCUGAGUAUGCUAUCGCAUUGGCUGCCAAGCACAUGACGAAGGCUAUCUACACAUCUCCCAUCAAAGCUCUGAGCAACCAGAAAUUCAGAGAUUUCCGGAAUGAGUUUGAUGAUGUCGGUAUUCUGACCGGUGAUGUUCAGAUCAACCCCGAGGCAAGCUGCCUUAUUAUGACCACUGAAAUUCUACGAAGUAUGCUCUACCGCGGCGCGGAUCUAAUUAGAGAUGUUGAGUUCGUGAUUUUCGACGAGGUACAUUAUGUGAACGACCUUGAAAGAGGUGUUGUCUGGGAAGAGGUCAUCAUUAUGCUCCCCGAGCAUGUCACCCUGAUCCUCUUGUCUGCGACAGUCCCUAACACGCAAGAGUUCGCAUCGUGGGUUGGCCGUACAAAGAAGAAGGACAUCUAUGUUAUUUCCACUGCUAAACGACCCGUUCCCUUGGAACACUAUCUCUGGGCCGGCAAAGACAAGUUUAAGAUCGUCGAUUCCAACAAGCGUUUCCUUGAGAAUGGCUGGAAGGAAGCCGACAAUGUUAUCUCGGGCCGGGACAAGAUCAAGGCUCAAAAGGCAGCCGAGGCACAAGCCCAGUCCCAGGCGCAGAGAGGUGGGCAACAGGGAAGAGGACGCGGACAAGCCCCUGGCAGAGGUGGUCCCCGAGGCAAUGGGCAGCGUGGAGGCGGCGCCCAAAGGGGCAGGGGACAACCGGCAAAUAGAGGCUCUGGGAACAUUGCUCGCACAGGACGAGGUGGAGGACGGACUACAGCCGCGCAAGAUAAGACGAUCUGGGUCCAGCUCGUCCAGCAUUUGCGUAAAGAGAACUUGCUCCCAGGCUGCAUCUUCGUCUUCUCCAAGAAGAGAUGUGAAGAAAAUGCAAAUUCACUCUCGAACCAGGACUUUUGCACUGCUUCGGAGAAGAGUUUGGUACAUAUGUUUAUUGAGAAAUCACUUACUCGACUAAAGCCCGAGGACAGAGGCCUUCCUCAGGUGCUUCGGCUUCGCGACCUGCUAAGCAGAGGAAUUGCAGUUCACCACGGAGGUCUUUUGCCAAUCAUGAAGGAGAUUGUUGAGAUUCUGUUUGCGAAAUCCUUGGUGAAGGUCCUGUUCGCGACAGAGACAUUUGCCAUGGGUCUCAACCUACCUACUCGAACCGUCGUUUUCUCCGGCUUCCGGAAGCAUGAUGGCAAGGGAUUCCGAGACCUGCUGCCCGGCGAAUAUACACAAAUGGCCGGGCGUGCUGGACGACGAGGUCUUGACAAUGUCGGCUAUGUGAUAAUCGUUAACGGGGGCCGGGAGGAGGCGCCUCCUGCUGGUGCUUUGAGGAAGAUGAUUCUCGGCGAUCCGACCAAACUUCGAUCCCAGUUCAGACUUACGUACAACAUGAUUCUGAACCUUCUGCGUGUGGAGGCAUUGAAGAUCGAAGAAAUGAUCAAGCGAAGUUUCAGUGAGAACGCUACCCAAGCUUUACUGCCGGAGCAUGAGAAACAGGUCCAACUCUCAGAGGCUAGUCUGGCGAAAAUUAAGCGCGAGCCAUGUGACAUCUGCGACAUUGAUCUUGCAGCCUGUCACGAUGCGGCAGUUGAGUACGAGAAACUAACUAGAGAGCUUAACGUUGGACUUCUCUCAUCGCCUGUGGGCAAGCGCCUUCUUGUGCCCAAACGACUGAUCGUGUACCGAAAGGAAGGAUAUCGGACUGCCGGUAUCAUUGUCAAGGAAGGAGUUGGAGGCGGAUCGACCCCCAACAUCCAAGUUCUGGAAAUUGGUAAAUUGGGUAGCAAGCGCCACCCAAGCGACAUUCUUCCUUUCCUGUCCAAAUUCCGCAGUUUGCUGCAACAGCUUCCGACUCACUCGGCGGAUAUGAAUCUAAAGGUGCAGAAGAUACCGUUGACAGACCUUGAAUGUGUUACCAACACUCUGGUAAAGCUUGGUGGUCCUAUCUGGUACCUCAAUAUCAAGAAAGAGGCGGCGAAGUUUGCAGACAAAGAGCUAUCCAAAGUAUGCGCCUCGUGGUCGAGCCCUAUUUGGGACGAGCUGGAUUGGGCUCGGAUCAAGGAACUGCAAGUGCGAGACAUUCUAGAAAAACGCCAGGCUCAAUCGGACAUCAUCCAAUCUUGCCGGUGCUUACAAUGUCCCAGCUUUUUGAAGCAUUUUGAAAUGCAACAUGAUGAGUGGCAGGUCAAGGAAAACAUCUCGCAAUUGAAGCAGCUCAUGUCCGACCAAAACCUGCAACUUCUCCCUGACUACGAACAGCGCAUUCAGGUAUUAAGAGAGCUGGGAUUCAUAGAUGAGCAGUCGCGGGUUCAACUGAAAGGAAAGGUGGCCUGUGAGAUCCACUCGGCCGACGAGCUUGUCCUCACGGAGCUAAUCCUCGAAAACGUGCUGGCCGAGUACGAACCGGAGGAGAUUGUCGCCCUGCUGUCUGCCUUUGUCUUCCAGGAGAAGACGGAGAAUGUUCCUACGUUGACGCCUCGUCUCGAAAAGGGCCGGGACGCCAUUGUCCGGAUCUCCGAGAAGGUCAAUGAUUUCCAGGUCCAGUACCAGGUGAUCCAGUCUAGCGAAGAUAGCAACGACUUCGCCAGCCAGCCGCGGUUCGGUCUGGCAGAAGUCGUCUACGAGUGGGCGCGCGGAAUGUCGUUCAACCGCAUCACGGAUCUGACCGACGUGAUGGAAGGCACCAUCGUGCGAACCAUUACUCGACUAGACGAGACGUGUCGGGAGGUGAAAAAUGCGGCGAAAUUGGUUGGAGAUCCCACGUUGUAUACCAAGAUGCAACAGGCGCAGGAGCAGAUCAAGCGCGAUGUGAUCUUUGCGGCAUCGUUGUAUAUGUAGGCGGAGAGCAGGAGACGAUUGGAUUUGUGAUAAACGCGGGAAACCACGUGGGGAAGAGAGAACCGUUUUUUUUUUUCUUUUUUUUCUGCCGGAUGGAGGCCUUGAUGCCCUGUUGAUUUCCUAGUAGAGAAAUUUCUGCCUGAUUCCUCGUUUGGCGGCGUGUGUUCGGACUGCACGUACUACUACGAACUACAGUAUUUCC